AUGCAGAAGGCCUCUGGUCCUCUAGUGCCUUUACACUGGGUUGGCCUUGGCUGUGCAACACUGGUUGCUUCUGGUAGGUUCAGUGGCUGUGCAAAAUCUAGUGCCCUAUCAUCGGCUGCUGGGCUUCUCGGUGGCUUAGCAAGCCUGGGUGCUUAUCAGCUCUCUCAGGAUCUGAGGAACAUUUGGGUUUUCCUAGUUAUAUCUGGAACCUUAAAUGGCAUUAUAGGAAUGAGAUUUCAUCACUCUGGAUGGAUUAGGCCUGUGGGCUUAAUCUUGGGUGCCAGUUUGUUGACAGUCACCAAACUUGGAAUUAGUGUGUUGAAUAGAUCCUGUCAGUAG
This is a messenger RNA of Lontra canadensis (Northern American river otter), 339 nucleotides long. RefSeq names its product transmembrane protein 14C-like. NCBI's taxonomy places the organism in Eukaryota, Metazoa, Chordata, Mammalia, Carnivora, Mustelidae. The transcript has a single exon. Bases 1 to 339 code for a protein of 112 amino acids. Gene Ontology annotation, biological process: regulation of heme biosynthetic process. The record is from RefSeq and is a predicted model, not a curated record. Gene Ontology annotation, cellular component: mitochondrial membrane.